Messenger RNA from Ophidiomyces ophidiicola, 606 nucleotides. RefSeq lists its product as uncharacterized. The coding region runs from base 1 to 606 and encodes 201 amino acids. The transcript is spliced from 4 exons. NCBI's taxonomy places the organism in Eukaryota, Fungi, Ascomycota, Eurotiomycetes, Onygenales, Onygenaceae. The record is from RefSeq and is a predicted model, not a curated record.
AUGAAUGCCUCUACCUCUACUAUAGUUGCAAUUAUCGCUGUUCUUUCCUCCGUGCAUGCCGCCCCUUAUCCAGGAAACGAAGUCAGUGAUGUGCAGUCAGUGCCGCCACCAAAUUGCUGGAUUGCGUGCUGGAACGAGCGCCCGACCUGUCCCAAAAUCAAGCCAAUUCCAUACCAAGAUGGGCCUUUUAAUAGAACUGCUGGACUUGCUGCAGCUAGAGAGCUACCAUGGCGUAAUUUGAUAUGCGAUUUACUCUCAGUUGAUAUUCAAUCCGACUUGCAGUUGCGAUCCCGAAUUUGUGAGCGCUACAUUCGCUUUGGUGGCCAGCGUUACAAGGAUCUGCUCUUUGGCAUGCUUCCGUGCUCCCGCUCCUCAGUAUAUACCCAUGGUGAUAUUGCUCCACGAAAUAUCAUGGUGGAUGAAAAAUAUCAAAUCAGUGGGGUUCUUGAUUGGGAAUUUUCUGGAUGGUAUCCUGAGUAUUGGGAAUAUGCGCAGAUUAUGAGGCCUGCUUGUGAGACUGGUGAUUGGCAAUCAUGGAUGGAUGCUACUGCACCACAGAGAUGGGACAUAAGUGGCAUCAAUGCUGCUAGACGGAUGCUCUUCUAA